AGGUCGACCAAGAAACAUUCGAGAUAAUUUCAUUUUGCAUAACGUUCUGGAACUACCCAAGCAAAAUGCCUUCUCACUUGAACUUCAUCACCGGCAACGCCAACAAGCUCCGCGAGGUGAAGUUUGUCCUCGAUCCAGCGGGCAUCGAAGUCCGCAGCCAGAGCAUUGACAUUGAGGAGGUCCAGGGGACCGUUGAGGAGGUGACAAAGUCCAAGUGCAAGAAAGCCGCUGAGACUGUGAAUGGACCUGUGCUUGUAGAAGACACCGCCCUCUGUUACAAGGCGCUUGGUGACCUUCCCGGCCCCUACAUAAAAUGGUUCAUGACGGCUGUUGGCCACGACGGAUUGAACAAUCUGCUUGCUGCAUAUGAAGACAAGUCUGCCGAGGCCGUAUGCACUUUCGGCUACUGUGAAGGUCCGGGACAGGAGCCCAUCCUCUUCCAAGGGCGCUGCCAGGGCAAGAUUGUGCCAGCUCGAGGCCCUGCCGAUUUUGGCUGGGAUGCAGUGUUCGAACACAAUGGAAAAACCUUCGCUGAGAUGGAAAAGGCCGAGAAGAGCGCCAUCUCCCACCGUGGCAUGGCCCUGAAGAAGUUGCAGGAAUGGUUCAACGAGGAGAACGCAACACUGAACUGAUCAAGCUCCGGGUGUUUCCUUCGUCGUACUUACACAGCGUCAGCACACCUGUGUGGCAGAUACGUGCAAUGAUAUAGACUCACACUAGGAUUUCGAACUCGUUGUGCCGUCGCAAGUAGCUGGUACCCUUUCGAUACGAAUCCAAAUGGAAAUCUGCCCUCCUUCCACCGCUAGUGUACGUUUUGCCACGUAAGCCAGCCACGACUGUCGAGUCCUUGUACGAAGGAUCAAAGACAAUGAGGUUGCGUGACCCAUUCUUCAGUCUUUCGAGACCAACAAUGGUCAUAGAAUGGCCUCUGUGCUGGAAAUAGAUCGGAGGUAAGGCUGUCGCUCGCACUUUUGAUGUAUCCUCACCGGCACCCUGUACGAAGUACUGUUGGAUAUAAUCGAGGAGCAAUGCCCUUGCUUCAGCGCAAUCCUUUGUCCUAAAAGCAUUGACGGAACAG
Molecule: messenger RNA, 1078 nt
Organism: Emericellopsis atlantica
Lineage: Eukaryota; Fungi; Ascomycota; Sordariomycetes; Hypocreales; Bionectriaceae
Product: inosine triphosphate pyrophosphatase-like protein
Exons: 6
Coding region: 66-632 (188 amino acids)
Biological process (GO): nucleoside triphosphate catabolic process
Cellular component (GO): cytoplasm
Molecular function (GO): nucleoside triphosphate diphosphatase activity
Source: RefSeq, a predicted model, not a curated record